Messenger RNA from Harmonia axyridis, 1257 nucleotides. RefSeq names its product uronyl 2-sulfotransferase-like. The record is from RefSeq and is a predicted model, not a curated record. Gene Ontology annotation, molecular function: sulfotransferase activity. Bases 211 to 1137 code for a protein of 308 amino acids. The transcript is spliced from 6 exons. Gene Ontology annotation, cellular component: membrane. NCBI's taxonomy places the organism in Eukaryota, Metazoa, Arthropoda, Insecta, Coleoptera, Coccinellidae.
CUUUCAUUGCAGCUCCCUCCAAUUUGAACAACAUGAAAGUUAAGUAGGUGAGGUAUUUUGUAGUUUGACCUAAGUCUGUCUGCGUUGUCUGGUGAGAUCCGAAGCACCUUUCACCUUCAACGAAGAUGAUACAACACAACAAGCAUUAAUUUCAACCUUUGUUCACUUUUUUCCCAUCUAUAAGAAGACAUCAAUAAAAUCAACUCCAAAAUGAAUAUGUACUUCAAAGUGAGAUGUGUACUUUACUAUUCUACCCUUCUGACUAUUAUCGUGUUUAUAUUUUUCUUAAAUACCAGUGAAGACAUGGGUGAUUAUGGAUCGGAAGUAAUGAUUAUGGAUUUAGAGGAAUCGUAUACUGCCGCUAGUCAGAGGAUGGUCACAAAGUCAAUGGCAGAGCGAGAAAAAAUGGACGAGAUCAACGGUUAUUUUCUGUUUUUGAAUCAAGUGCCGAAUUGUGGUGGGGAGUUUCUGGUGUUUUUAUUGCAGAAAUUGCAAGGGUUUAACAACUAUAGGCAUGUCAGGAUGAGAAGAGGACCACAGGUUGUUUCUGAGGUGGAUCAAGAUGAUAUUAUCGCCAGUAUGUAUGAAAGGUUGAGAAAUGAAGCCAUUCCUUUAAGUUUCGACAAGAGUGUAUAUUUCAUCAAUUUCACCAGAUAUGAUCGGCAAUCUCCAACCUACGUCAAUAUUAUCAGAGACCCAAUAGAGAAGCUGUCUUCAAGAUCAAUUGAAGGUAGGGAAAGUAGCUUGCUGAAAUGCAUCCAUAUGCAAAGGAAAUGUAUGAUAGGUGAUGAAAUUUAUGAAUUCAACAUCCCAUAUUUUUGUGGUCAAGAUGAAAGAUGCAGGAGUGGAAACAGUGAAUGGGCAUUGCAAAUGGCGAAAAGGAAUGUAGAAAAAUUUUAUCCAGUAGUUGGUAUACUUGAAGACUUAAAUAUGACAAUAUCUGCCUUGGAAAAUAAACUUCCCUACUUUUUUAAAGGUGCAAUACAAAUUUUCGAGGAAAAACUAUCAGUGGUCCUUCCAAAACAUGGCUUACAAAUGGACCCUAUCAAGAAAGACCUACUCAAAAGCGUGUUGAAAACCGAAUACGAAUUCUACGAGUGGAUAAAGAAACGGUUGACGCAACAAAUCAGCAGAUGACCUGAGAUACGAGUAUAUGCACCAAACAUUGCUCACCUGGUAACAUUGUUGUCCUCCAAGAACUUCUUCCUGAGCUCGGGAUCCUCGUACUCCUCCACCAGCUUGUGCUCGAAGGCCCCG